GAAACGAUUCGUCGAAGGGCACUUACGUGGCAUUUGGUGCCUUAUGAUAGAUAGACUUGACUUUCUCUGCAAUUCAUCAUAUAAAGAAAAGAUCCUGUUCGAAUCAUCAACGGAGAGUUUCUCCUCUGGUUAGUCAUAAAAUGUCUCUCUUAAACCAAUUGUUUAAUAGAGGUGUUUUUGGUGCAAAAUGUAAAACAUGCUUGAGCUUGGCAAUCUCGCGCAUUAAAUUGCUGCAAAAUAAGAGGGAUUUGCAGCUCAAACAUAUGAGAAAAGAGAUAGCCCAAUUUUUGCAGGCUGGCCAAGAACCAAUUGCUCGAAUUCGGGUGGAACAUAUAAUCAGAGAGCAGAAUAUAUGGGCUGCAUAUGAGAUACUGGAGCUUUUCUGUGAGUUUGUUCUUGCACGCGUUCCUAUUCUUGAAAGCCAGAAGGAGUGUCCGUCAGAAUUGCGAGAAGCUGUGGCAAGCAUAAUUUUUGCUGCUCCUAGAUGUUCAGAUGUGCCUGAUUUGUUGCAGAUCAAGAAUUUGUUUUCUACAAAGUAUGGAAAGGAAUUUGUCACUGCUGCAUCUGAGCUUCGUCCUGACUCAAGUGUCAACCGUGCAAUAAUCGAAAAGCUCUCAGUUAGUGCUCCAUCAGGAGAGAUAAGGCUCAAAGUCUUGAAGGAAAUAGCCCAAGAACACAGUGUAGAAUGGGAUUCUUCUAGCACUGAAGCAGAGUUCAGCAAAAAGCAUGAAGAUUUGCUGGCUGGAUCAAAACAAGUAUGCGCUGAGGCUGCAGUUUCUCAAUCUAUUAUUAGACAAGCCUCUAUUAAACCUUCACCUUCUAAUGGGGCGAAACCUGUUCUACUUACCAAUGCUAAACAGGCAUCUCAACACCAGCAAGCUCCUGGCCCUGUGAGCAAGGCGGCCUUGUUGACUAGUAGUGAAAUUGAGCCUUCAGCCAAAAAUUGUACAGCUGGUUCAGUUAGUGACAUUAAAACAGAGACAACAUCUCGACCAUCUGAUGUCUUGGAAAGAGCUCGAGCUGCCAUUGCCUCUGCAGAGUGUGCAAUAGCAGCUGCCCGUGCAGCUGCUGAGCUGGUGAAUGUUAAAUUUGGUUCAAUGAAACUAGAAGGAACAUCAUCGUAACAUAUGGAUGAUUGGUGAUGGUUGUUCAAUUGCAUAUUCUUGUGAUAUAUAAAGGCACAUCGGCUGAUCAACAGAGGAAAGGGGCUAAAAAUAGGCUGAAGUGAAAUUUAAAUGAUUGGAAACUAGCUCUCAGUAAAAUGCUCAAAUAGGGAUUUGGAGAUGUUGAAUUAUGCUUUGAGGGAAGUUGUAAUGCUUCCAUCAUUAUAUCAUUUGUCAGAAUUAAGGGUUGAGUGAACUCCAUUUUCUCUAGACUGGCGACCUAGCUUAUUGACCAGCAUUGAAGUUCCCAAACCAGCUGUUCUGCAGACUAUAAACUUCCAAUGUUUCUGGAGUUCACUAAACGUUCUUAUGUCUUCUGGAAUGAAACUGCUUACUUUUUCCUCUAUUGUAAAUUCGUUUUUUUUUCUUUAUAUGGAUCAGUUACUAAUGCAGUUGAAUUGCUAAA
Molecule: messenger RNA, 1569 nt
Organism: Theobroma cacao (cacao)
Lineage: Eukaryota; Viridiplantae; Streptophyta; Magnoliopsida; Malvales; Malvaceae
Product: Regulator of Vps4 activity in the MVB pathway protein
Biological process (GO): protein transport
Source: RefSeq, a predicted model, not a curated record